Molecule: messenger RNA, 1620 nt
Organism: Salpingoeca rosetta
Lineage: Eukaryota; Choanoflagellata; Craspedida; Salpingoecidae
Exons: 10
Coding region: 127-1314 (395 amino acids)
Molecular function (GO): RNA binding
Source: RefSeq, a predicted model, not a curated record
GGUAAAAUUUGCCUUUGGCGUGACAUGGGAGAGAUCUGACACGCAGCAGCGACAACCAGCCGAGCCCGCCGUUUUUCCAACAGCUGACACUUCCAGCCAACCCUCCAACCAGCAAAGCAGCCAGCCAUGGGCAAGAAGGGCAAGAAGGGAAAGAAGACCAACUUCAAGAAGGUCGACCUUGGCCAGCUCCUCGACUCGGCCCCGGCACCGGCCACAAGUGACAUUGUGGUGCCAUCUGCGCCAGGUGCCUCCAAGGUCGUCAUCGAUGACGCGGAUCUGCCACAGUACCCUCCCUUCAAGGCGUUCGUCGGCCGCCUGUCGUACGGCGCCUCGGAGCAGGAUGUGAUGAACUUCUUUGCUCCCAGCAAGGUUGAGGAGGUUACCCUCGUCAAGGACCAGUCUGGCGCCAUGAAGGGCUUCGGGUAUGUCGUGUUUGCUACCAAGGAGGAUCUCAAGGAAGGUCUGAUGAAGAACGACGAGAUCAUGCUGGGCCGGAAGGUGCGUGUCGAUCUGACGGACGCCAGCGAUCGUGGCCCCUCCACCAGGACCAGCGCUGCGUUUGGCGACCGCGAGUGGCGCUCUGCCCCACGCGAGCCCGCCCCCGCUGCCCGCGAGUCUGCCGGCUUUGGCGGUGACCGCAUGGAACGCGGUGACCGCAUGGAGCGUGGUGAUGAGCCUGCAGGCCCUCCGCGCGCCAUGGCCACCUCGGACUGGCGGUCCGCUGGUCCCCCUUCCUCGGCGCCACCCUCUGGCCGUGGCGGCUUUGGUGGUGACCGGCGUCGCGGUGGCGGCGGAUGGCGCGACGGCUCCGACAGGCGCGGUGGCUUUGGUGACGAUCGCCGUGGUGGCUUUGGCGAUGAUCGCCGUGGUGGCUUUGGCGACAGGCGCGGUGGCUUCGGCGAUGACCGCCGUGGUGGCUUUUCCCGCAGCGACCAGGCACCCGCUCGGGAGCCCAUGAACCGGCCGCGCAUCCAGCUCGAGGAGCGCCGUGUCGACGCCCCCGUUGGCCAAGCUGCGAGUGCGCAGUCCGACAUCUUCGGCGGCGCCCGCCCCGUGGACAACGCAGAGAAGCUUCUCAAGGCGCAAGAGGAGCGCGAGCGCCGCGAGGCCGAGCUCCGGGCCAAGGCUGAAGCUCAGCAGGCCCAGAAGGAACAGCAGCAGCGGCAGCAGCAGCAGCAGCAGCAGCAGCAGCAAGAGCCACAACAACCAAAGCAACAGCAGAAGCAGCAGCCAAAGCCUACGGAGGAGGCGAAGAAGGACGUCCGUGAAGUGGGCAACAAGUUCUCUGCCCUCGUCAUGGAGGACAACAUGUGAAGCGAUUCCUGAACAGCCCCGACAUGCGUUUGUGUCUUGGCAGUCGGGUCCUCGCCUGUCACAGCGUGUGUGGCUGCUUGUCCAUGCGGCCGACCGACAGCACCGGGUUCUCUUCUGUGCUUCUCAUUUGUGGUGUGUGUGUGUGUGGAUGGAUAUGUUUGUGUGUUCAUGCAUUUGUCGUGUGUAUGUUUUGUGUCGUGUUUCCCCUACUUGUGUCUUUGUGGGUGGUUCGAUGUAGCGGUGUCUGUUGGGUCGCUUAUUUCCACCAAGUCGUAGCCAGCAAGAUUGAAGCCAUCCACACGCACA